This is a messenger RNA of Hippocampus comes (tiger tail seahorse), 1463 nucleotides long. RefSeq names its product ADP-ribosylation factor-like protein 6. The coding region runs from base 568 to 1200 and encodes 210 amino acids. The transcript is spliced from 9 exons. Lineage: Eukaryota; Metazoa; Chordata; Actinopteri; Syngnathiformes; Syngnathidae. Gene Ontology annotation, molecular function: GTPase activity; GTP binding. The record is from RefSeq and is a predicted model, not a curated record.
UAAAGCAUUACUCAACCAAUAGUGGCCAAAAACCUUUUCAUACGGUGUCACAAAUCUAUUGUCAGUACCAUCCGUCAAAUUCUAUUUAUUGAACUGAUAAAAUGAAUAAGCAAGAGCCGGUCAGCCAAGAGGUGGAGCUGUUGCACCACUAAUCAUCUCGAGAGCUGAUCUGCUGAAAAGUUCAAGUCCUUCAUUCUAAACUCAAACGUUGAACACCGGUUUUGAGUAAGAGCAAAGCAGGCCGAAAGAUCAGCUACAGCAGCUGCUGUUGUUGUGACUGUUGUCAAGCAGACCAUCGCAUUACACUAAUGAAUCAAAUUCAUCAGGAAGAAAGGCCGACGGAGGGCCACACUACCAAGACCGGGUGGUUUGCGGAUCUUAAUUCCUCCUAAUAGGAUUAGCUGUUGCAAGAUGGGAUGCACAGGCAACAUCUCAGCAUGUUGUAGUAUUCACUCCAAAAUACAGGGUACACACUUGUUUGCUCUGGGUUGUGACUUUUUUUUUCAAGUAAUCAAAAAAUUAAUGGGGUGAUAGUAUAUUUCAAAAGUGUAUCAUCAAUUGAAUUUAAUGGGGCUGCUGGAUAAACUGUCAGGCUGGUUGGGCCUGAGGAAGAAGGAAGUCAAUGUUUUAUGUUUGGGACUGGACAACAGCGGCAAAACUACCAUCAUCAACCAGUUGAAACCAGCUAAUCAUUCGAAUUGCUUAGGCCCAUUCUCAGAGGAGUGGAAACAUGUUAGUCAGACACCAGGACAAGAAGUAGUCCCAACCAUUGGCUUCAACAUUGAAAAGUUCAAGAGUUCAAGCCUUUCCUUCACAGUAUUCGACAUGUCUGGCCAAAGCAGAUACAGAAACCUGUGGGAGCACUACUACAAAGAAAGCCAUGCCAUCAUUUUUGUCAUCGACAGCAGUGACAAAUUGAGAAUGGUCGUUGCCAAAGAGGAGCUUGAUACUCUUCUCAGCCAUGAAGAUAUUUGCAGUAAAAAGCUGCCCGUGUUGUUCUUUGCAAACAAGAUGGAUCUCCAUGACGCCAUGUCGUCGGUUAAGGUCUCCCAGAUGUUGUGUUUGGAGACUAUCAAAGACAAACCUUGGCACAUCUGUGCUAGCAAUGCUAUCGAGGGAGAAGGCCUGAAGGAGGGGGUGGACUGGCUCCAAGAACAAAUUGCACAGUCAUGUCAAAACAAUGGCGAAGUGAAUGAGUGAAAUGCCAAUGGAGACGGUUGGACACUCAACCUUUAAUCAGGAAUGAUAUCAUUCCGUCUUUGUUGUAGGACAAACAUUUUCAAAGCAUGCUGAGACAAUUUUCCGCUAAUAUUAUAAUUUGUACGAAACAAUUUUGUUCCCAUUUAGGCUUACAUGAAACUUUUUUUUUCAUGUCAAACGUUAACACGUUAUAGUAUUAUCAUAUGGAUGAAAUUAAAAUAGUCACCAAAGGACUUAAAUACAGUUUGAAUGACAUAUUGACC